Eubalaena glacialis (North Atlantic right whale) is the source of this 2257-nucleotide messenger RNA. RefSeq names its product mesenteric estrogen dependent adipogenesis (gene MEDAG). The record is from RefSeq and is a predicted model, not a curated record. Lineage: Eukaryota; Metazoa; Chordata; Mammalia; Artiodactyla; Balaenidae. The transcript has 5 exons. Bases 339 to 1250 code for a protein of 303 amino acids. Gene Ontology annotation, cellular component: cytoplasm.
GGGCCCAGCCCCAGGCGUGAAGCAGCGCCCCCCAGGGGGAUGAGUAACCCUUGGCUGCGAGCGGGCGCAGCCAGGCGGGAGCGUGCCAAGUCCUGAGAUGCCGGAACGCGCCCGGAGCGUCUGGGGUCGUGCCCAAGGGCCGGGAGGGGCGCGGGGCGGAUAAAAGGGCCGCGCGGCGCCGGGGCCGCUUUCUCCGCGCGGUGCCUGCAGAGCUUCGCUCCUCGCCGGCGGGCAGGCGGCCGGGCAGCACCUGAGCGGCGACCCGGGCGCGGGGCCGACCGAGUCGGGGCGCCCGGCCCCUCUCGGGGACCAUCGACGGCAGGAGCGCGGGCCGGGCCAUGGCGGGGUUGGAGAGCGCGCCGGCGGCCAGGCCGAGCCUGACCUCCAUCUCGUCGGGGGAGCUGCGCAGCCUGUGGACGUGCGACUGCGAGCUGGCCCUGCUGCCCCUGGCCCAGCUGCUGCGCCUGCAGCCCGGCGCCUUCCAGCUGCGCGGCGACCAGCUGGUGGUCCCCGGCCCCGCGGAGCCCGCGGCCACGCGCGGGGGCUUCAACGUCUUCAGCGACGGCCACGUGCGCCUCGACGGACAGCUCUACCGCCUCAGCAGCUACAUCAGGAGAUAUGUGGAACUGACCACCUACUGCGAUUAUAAAGACUACCGGGAAACUAUAUUGAGCAAACCAAUGCUAUUCUUUAUUAAUGUACAGACCAAAAAGGACUCCUCGAAAGAAAGAACGUAUGCAUUUCUUGUGAACACCAGGCACCCCAAGAUAAGAAGACAGAUAGAGCAGGGGAUGGACAUGGUCAUUUCCUCAGUGAUUGGAGAAAGCUACUGGCUUCAGUUUGAUUUUCAAGAGGCAGUAAAGAAUUUUUUCCCUCCAGGAAACAAGCUGGUUAAUGGAGAAGAUGUGAGCUUUGCGUAUGAAUUCAAAGCUGAUGCGUUAUUUGAUUUCUUCUAUUGGUUUGGGCUCAGCAAUUCCACUGUAAAAGUGAAUGGAAAAGUUCUGAAUUUGUCAAGUACAAGUCCAGAAAAGAAGGAGACCAUUAAAUUAUUUCUGGAAAAAAUGAGUGAACCUUUAAUCCGAAGGAGCAGCUUCUCUGACCGAAAAUUCAGUGUAACUUCCAGAGGUUCACUAGAUGAAGUUUUUAACUGCAAUCUGUCACCCAGAUCAUCUCUGAUGGAGCCUCUUUUGUCAGAAUUACCAUUUCCUUGUGUUCUGGAACCUGAAGAGACACCCAACCCAUUUAUCUGAUUGGAUUGGACAUUUUGCGGCUCCUCCUAUACCCCAGGCCUAUGCCAGAACCGAAGGCUGAGGGGAUCCAAGAGAGAUGGGAGGCGGGUACCUCUGCCCUCUGCUCCUACAGAGACCCCUCCUCUCCAUUUUUGUGGGUGAUGCCUUGGCAGGGCUGAUGCAGCUGUCUUCAGGAUGGGAGGGCUUUGGCUCCAUGGCCUGGGAGGUUCCUCUCCUUUUAACACUUCUCCAAAGAGUCAGAGGGAGUGGUAGAUUCCUGCCACCCUGAAUAUUUUGCUUAUACCAUGGCGUCCUGGGAGCUCCCUGGGCAGCCUUUGUGGGAACCAUCUGACCUGGGUUUUGCCCUGUGAUGCUUCAUAAAUCUGGGUUUAGCCCUCUGCUUGUCUGAACCCAAACCCAGCAAGCUUGGGGUUAGCAGUGCUGUUCUCUUGCAAACCUUGCUGAGCAAAAAGCCCAGGACAUCUUUCACCAGAAGGCAAGUAUGUUUUUCAUCCUGCCCAUAGGAUGAAACCUUAGGAGAGACAUUCACGGUGAGGCUCGCGGGAGGAUUGGCCAGGUUGAUAAGGCGGUAACCCUGCCACCCGCUGCCUGAAAUUUGAACUCCCUUGACCUCCCUCUUAACAAAGUGGCCCGUGUAGAAAGAGGCCAGGUGAUGUGAUACCAAACAUGACAGGAGAAGGAUAAUGUAUGCGGCAUUGUCCUCUCUAUUAAAAGCACAUUAUGUCAGUUGGGUAUUUCAUAAGCUUUUAGCAAUCCUAACACUAAAAGCAAAAUAGAAGAAAGCUAUACCAUUACCAUAAUACAUUGUUACACCAAUACAUUUUUCAUCUCAUAGCUACAGUGGAGUUCUUCAAAAAGAAAAAAAAAAAUCAUCCUAUUUACAUCCUAAAAACCUGCAUGAAUGAGUUGCUACACAGGCUUAUAAUGAGAAAGAUUUCUGGGUCCUGAGUAUAAUUUUUCUGUCCUUUUAAAAAAUAUUCUUGUAUUAUACAUUAUGAUAGCACUAC